Molecule: messenger RNA, 755 nt
Organism: Trematomus bernacchii (emerald rockcod)
Lineage: Eukaryota; Metazoa; Chordata; Actinopteri; Perciformes; Nototheniidae
Product: C-type lectin domain family 10 member A-like
Exons: 5
Coding region: 115-579 (154 amino acids)
Source: RefSeq, a predicted model, not a curated record
GAUGCAGUUAAAGAUGUUCAGAGGGUAAGGUUUGCAGUGGAGAGCAACAAAGAUGAGCUGAACUCAGUGUCCGAGGCGUUGAAGCAGCUCUCCGCUCUGGACUCUCUCAGCAAGAUGGUCUCCGAGCUCAAAUGUUCCCUCGAACACCUCAUCCACAACAGCUCUUCAGUAGAGGGGUGCUGUCCUCUGGCCUGGACCACCUUCCAGAGCAGCUGCUACCUGUUCAGUCAGACUCUCCUGUCCUGGGACGAGGCUAAAGCCUGGUGCAACGACCACGAGUCCCACCUGGCCAUCAUCCUCUCCGACGACGAGUGGGUCUUUGUCAAAUCUCACUCCACUGGAACCUACUACUGGGUGGGUCUGACGGACGGGAGGACCGGCCAAUGGGAGUGGGUCAACCACACGCCCUACGUCAUGAACCGCAGACGCUGGAUGCCCGGGCAGCCGGACGCUUUUACUCUUCACGGACUCGGAGCCGGAGAUGAAGAUUGCGCUCAUCUUCAUGACGACGGACGCCUCAACGACCUGCACUGCUCCAUGAGGAUUAAAUCCAUCUGCCAGAGACACAAGGGAGGCUAACAGCCCCUAACCUCUGAAUACCAGGAAGAUACCAAUAAAUAAUCUCAUGCCAACGGGCUGGUUCAGGUUAUUGAUCAGCUGGUUCAGGUUAUUGAUCAGCUGGUUCAGGUUAUUGAUCAGCUGUUUUAUUAUCUUUUAGUCCAACAGGAGACUUCAAAAACACACCUGCUAUAAAA